Molecule: messenger RNA, 1935 nt
Organism: Eucalyptus grandis
Lineage: Eukaryota; Viridiplantae; Streptophyta; Magnoliopsida; Myrtales; Myrtaceae
Product: argininosuccinate synthase, chloroplastic
Biological process (GO): L-arginine biosynthetic process; urea cycle
Cellular component (GO): cytoplasm
Molecular function (GO): ATP binding; argininosuccinate synthase activity
Source: RefSeq, a predicted model, not a curated record
UUCAUAAACCGGGUGAGAAAACGUUGGAUCAGCUCGUGACAAGACUAAACGCGCACCCGCCUAAAACCCCCCAAGAAAACCCUCAAAACCCUCCGCUGACUACGACGCUGUCUCCUCCUCUCUCAAUCUUCCUGUUUGGAAAGGCAGCUUCUUUUCGACACGCUUUCGAGGACACAAUUCUGCAGUUCUAAGAUCCGAUUCCCAACCGAGUCGCACGCUUACCCGGAGCACCCGAUUCGCUUCUGCGAUUCAUUUGACUGUGGCCUCAGGAGGAGGGAGAGUUUGCGGACAUGGCUCGGUGGCACGCGACAAUGCCCUACUCUGGCAACGGCGCCACGGUCUGUGCAUCGAACAAAGAGACACUUCUUAUCCAUGACAAGAUAAGCUGCCUGAGAAGUUCAUUUGUAUCACAAAAGUUUGGUGCUCGGUUGGGUUGCUUUGGGGGAUAUCCGAUUGGUUUGACCCAUGGCAGUAUCACUGCCGAAUCUCGUGUUAGAAAAGGAAUUCAAGCAGUUUUGACCAGUGAUGCAGAAAAGGGUGGAGGUCUGCGUGGAAAGUUGAACAAAGUGGUUCUGGCCUAUAGUGGCGGCUUAGAUACCUCAGUUAUUGUUCCAUGGCUGAGGGAGAACUAUGGCUGUGAGGUUGUAUGCUUCACUGCCGACGUUGGCCAAGGUUUGAAGGAGCUUGAAGGUUUGGAAGAAAAGGCGAAGGCCAGCGGUGCAUGUCAGUUGGUAGUGAAGGACCUCAAGGAAGAAUUUGUGAAGGAUUACAUAUAUCCUUGCCUGCGAGCUGGUGCCAUCUACGAAAGGAAGUACUUAUUGGGGACCUCUAUGGCCCGACCAGUCAUUGCUAAGGCCAUGGUAGACGUUGCAAAAGAAGUUGGAGCAGAUGCUGUAUCUCAUGGAUGCACUGAAGGAAAUGAUCAGGUUCGGUUUGAGCUUACUUUCUUUGCCUUGAACCCUGAUCUCAAUGUUGUGGCCCCUUGGAGGGAAUGGGACAUCACAGGGAGAGAAGAUGCCAUAGAGUAUGCUAAGAAGCAUAAUGUGCCGGUCCCUGUGACAAAGAAGUCCAUCUAUAGCAGGGACAGAAACUUGUGGCACUUAAGCCAUGAGGGGGAUAUUCUGGAAGACCCUGCAAAUGAGCCAAAGUCAGAUAUGUACAUGAUGACUGUCGACCCUGAAGAUGCUCCUAAUCAACCUGAGUAUCUUGAAAUUGGAAUAGUGUCAGGGCUUCCCGUUUCCAUCAACGGGAGGAAGCUCUCUCCUGCAUCUUUGCUUUCUGAGCUAAAUGAGAUCGGGGGGAGGCACGGUAUUGGUCGCAUUGACUUGGUUGAGAACCGACUAGUUGGGAUGAAAAGUCGCGGGGUCUAUGAAACUCCUGGUGGGACCAUCCUUUUCACUGCUGUGCGUGAGCUAGAGUCUCUGACCCUGGAUCGGGAAUCUGUGCAACUCAAGGAUUCUCUGGCCCUCAAGUAUGCAGAGCUGGUGUAUGCGGGCCGAUGGUUCGAUCCUCUUCGCGAGUCGAUGGACUCUUUCAUGGAGAAGAUCACGGAGACUACGACCGGUUCAGUGGUCCUCAAGCUGUACAAAGGAUCCGUCAUGGUUACCAGUCGAAAAAGCCCCUUCAGCCUUUACAGGCAAGACAUUUCAUCGUUCGAGAGUAGCCAGAUAUACGACCAAGCUGAUGCUGCCGGUUUCAUCCGGCUUUAUGGUCUUCCAAUUAGGGUGCGAGCAAUGCUUAACAAAGGCAUUUGAUUGGCUUUGACAGCUACCCAUGACUGGCUUAUUUUGGCUGUGAUGUUGGAUAGGCUUUGUCUUGCUUGACCUUUGAUGUAGAAUUUUUGAGGUUAUGGUUUUCGAUUUAGUGCAUGUGCGGAUUUACUGCAUGUGCGGUGAUUAUGAUUUCGGAGUAAACUCUUAGCAUAUUGCUUGGCUC